UGUUGUUGUUGUCUCCUCUCCCUGAUCUUCACUGAACUAAGAACUCAGCAGCACCUUCUUCUUCCAUUUUAUGGCGUUCGCCCACUAUUUAGUUGCAGUUCCCGUGGAACCCUCCCCAAAGUGCCCUAAACCCUCAAUACCCAACCCAACGUUCUCGAUUUCCUCGCGCUGUUUAAACCUCCCUUCCACUCUGCGCCCCAGAACUCGCAAACACUCGCUAUUCGCCACGCUCCGCAGGAUCAGGAUCGCUCACAGAGCUAAGGCUGCGCCGAAAGAGCCCGAGGUCAGUGUGGCCAGCGAUGCCUUCACCGAAUUCAAGCAUCUGCUUUUGCCUAUUACGGAUAGGAAUCCCUACCUCUCCGAGGGCACAAGACAAGCUAUUGCAACCACCUCUGCUUUAGCUAAGAAGUAUGGAGCUGACAUUACUGUUGUAGUUAUUGAUGAACAGCAGAAAGAGUCGCUGCCUGAGCAUGAGACCCAACUAUCCAGCAUCCGUUGGCAUCUAUCUGAAGGUGGAUUGAAGGACUAUAACUUGUUAGAGCGGCUUGGUGAAGGGAGCAAGCCAACAGCAAUUAUUGGGGAUGUUGCUGAUGACCUUAAUUUGGAUUUGGUAGUUAUUAGCAUGGAAGCGAUUCAUACAAAGCAUAUAGAUGCAAAUUUACUGGCUGAGUUCAUUCCCUGUCCUGUCAUGCUUUUGCCAUUGUAGUUUGCAUUGUUUUAAUAUAGGGAACGGUUUUUGUUUCAUCCGCUCUGUCUUCUCUGAUGCAAUUUGACAUUCCAUCAGGUUGUUAAACAUUUGCGGCUCCAGUGUCAGGGGUGUUUUGUUAAAAAUGAUCUAGUGUCCUGACUCAGGUGGGGUGUGUAUAUAUGAAUGCUGAAGCAUGACUAAUUUUUAUGCCUGAAAAAAAACCAUGUUGGGUUUUCACAA
This is a messenger RNA of Cajanus cajan (pigeon pea), 928 nucleotides long. RefSeq names its product cell wall integrity/stress response component. The record is from RefSeq and is a predicted model, not a curated record. NCBI's taxonomy places the organism in Eukaryota, Viridiplantae, Streptophyta, Magnoliopsida, Fabales, Fabaceae.